Messenger RNA from Saccharomyces eubayanus, 672 nucleotides. RefSeq names its product Nas2p (gene NAS2). NCBI's taxonomy places the organism in Eukaryota, Fungi, Ascomycota, Saccharomycetes, Saccharomycetales, Saccharomycetaceae. Gene Ontology annotation, molecular function: protein binding. The coding region runs from base 1 to 672 and encodes 223 amino acids. Gene Ontology annotation, biological process: proteasome regulatory particle assembly. Gene Ontology annotation, cellular component: nucleus; cytoplasm. The record is from RefSeq and is a predicted model, not a curated record. The transcript has a single exon.
AUGGAGGAGAAAGAACUAAGCGAUUUGUUGGCCAAUGUCAAGAUAGACMCGAGUCUGGCGUCGAGGAUAGACCAGAUGGAUGACUUCAAACUAGCGGAAUUGAUGGUGUUAAAGACGGAUAUCGAGGCCCAGCUGGAGGCUUAUUUCAGCGUGCUCAAGGAGCAGGGUAUUGGUAUGGAUUCUGCGCUAGUCACGCCAGAUGGGUAUCCUCGCUCGGAUGUAGACGUGCUGCAGAUCACCAUGAUCAGAAAGAACGUCAAUAUGCUGAAGAACGACUUGAACCACCUUUUGCAAAGGUCACAUGUCCUGUUGAAUCUGCACUUUGAUAGAAUGAACGUCAAGACUCACCAAACGGUGGACGGCAAUGAUAGGGGCGACGAAGAUCGACCCAUCCAGUACACUAUCCCCUUUGCCUUCAUCAGUGAGGUCGUUGCAGGCAGUCCAUCGGAUAAAGCUGACAUUCAGGUCUAUGAUAAGCUGAUUUCGAUUGGCAGUGUGCAUGCAGCAAAUCAUUCCAAACUACAAAACAUUCAGAUGGCUGUCAUAAAGAAUGAAGACAAGUCAUUGCCUGUUCGUCUCUUGAGAGAUGGGAAAAUUCUCACCACGUCGCUGACACCUUCUAGGAACUGGGACGGCAGGGGUCUUUUGGGCUGCAGAAUACAAGAAUUGUGA